Molecule: messenger RNA, 813 nt
Organism: Parascedosporium putredinis
Lineage: Eukaryota; Fungi; Ascomycota; Sordariomycetes; Microascales; Microascaceae
Source: the annotation of a GenBank genome assembly
AUGGCAACCUUUGCUAUCCGCCGACCAUCCAGCUUCCGCGAACUACCCGACGCCAUCGUCCCGCUGUACACCUCCUUCCGCCGCGCCCGCGGCUCCGGCACCUGCGAACUUAAGGCCGGCUACGACCCCACCUCCGACAUCCUCGUUUCCACCACCUACCGCUGGGGUCCCGGAAAACCACCCAUCCUCACCCUCCACAGCGGUAACGAUACCACCACCACCUCCAUCGCGGGCCGCGCCUCCUCGCCCGCUCCCUCCGCAUCCUCGUCGUCUUCCUCCCCGGCCCGAGGCGGUGGCGGCGCUAUCUCCAAGUCCGCCUUUCACCGCACCCUCGUCUUCCGCACCCGCUUCGGCACGUUUACCUGGCGCUACGCCACCCGUGCCGAGCGCAAGGCCGCCAACGCAAACUCUCUCGUCAUCCUCGAGCGCGUCGUCGCCGUCGCCCACGCCCCCGCCGCCCCCAGCGCCUCGGCUGCUGCUUCCUCUUCCUCCGCCUCUUCCUCCUCCGUCUUUGCCUCGGCCCGCCGCCGUCCCGUGGCCGAGACCACCGACGUCGUCGUGGCCGAAGUCGCCCGCUUCGUCCGCUCCGACCAGACCCGUACCCCGGGUACCUCCAAGCACACGGCCGGCAACGGCGGCCUCCUCCUCCUCGACCUGUCCUCGUGGCAAGGAGAGAAAGCGGAUCCUGCCGACGCCGAAGAGGUCCGCAGACUGGCCGUCGCUAGCUGCAUCUCCCUCAUGAAGAAGGAGGUCGAUAGGCGCAGGGUGCAGCAGAUGAUGACCAUGGCGGCCGUCAUUGGCGGUGGGAGCUAG